Molecule: messenger RNA, 760 nt
Organism: Penaeus chinensis
Lineage: Eukaryota; Metazoa; Arthropoda; Malacostraca; Decapoda; Penaeidae
Product: cuticle protein 19-like
Exons: 2
Coding region: 77-511 (144 amino acids)
Cellular component (GO): extracellular matrix
Source: RefSeq, a predicted model, not a curated record
UGUGUUUGUAAAAUAUCUCAACAUUCAGUAUCGGAAAUGCAUCUUCCAACUCACCCAGUCCUUUUUUGACUGCGUGAUGUUUCAGAUACCAGCGUCAAGGCUACAAUCUAGUACAGAUAUACUAAGUCUCGUGACACUGCUGGCCAGGAAGCUUUGUGGAAGGAUACAAGCAGUGAUCAUGCUCUGGAAGGUCCUUGUGGUGGCCAUUUUCAUGGCUUUCGUCUACAGCGCUCCCCUUCCCUUUCCCGAAUCCCCACUAUCCUACAGCGUGGAACCGGGGAUGCCAUUUGACUUCGCUUAUUCUGUGAAGGACGACUACACAGGCAAUGCCUUCGGACACACAGCACAUAGCGACGGAAUCAUCACUUCGGGCUCCUACAGGGUCCUGCUUCCUGACGGACGGACACAAGUCGUCACUUUUUCAGCUGAUCCUCACAAUGGCUAUCAAGCAGAGGUUACGUAUGAGGGUGAAGCCAUCUACUCUAUCCCUAAGCCUUCUAUUUAUUUAUAGAAAGCAAUAUAAAUCAUGCCAUAACUUGUUUGUUAUACAGCCGGAACUGAAUAUAUGCCUUCCAGUUCCAAGCAUAAUUUAUUACACUAUAGAAAAUAAUUAUAAUAAAGAUAAUUAUUUAACUCUACAACUAAACUUUAACAAAGCUGAUUGUUACUCUGACUCAAUUACCGCUUGUGUUUAAAGUGGCCACCACAAGGUAUUGUUCAAAAGAUGUAUUAUUUUUAUAAAUAAAUGUAUAUAACCCUA